Messenger RNA from Ciona intestinalis (vase tunicate), 1634 nucleotides. RefSeq names its product glutathione gamma-glutamylcysteinyltransferase-like. Gene Ontology annotation, molecular function: metal ion binding; glutathione gamma-glutamylcysteinyltransferase activity. Gene Ontology annotation, biological process: response to metal ion; phytochelatin biosynthetic process; detoxification of copper ion. The record is from RefSeq and is a predicted model, not a curated record. NCBI's taxonomy places the organism in Eukaryota, Metazoa, Chordata, Ascidiacea, Phlebobranchia, Cionidae.
ACAAUUAUCAAAUGAAUUUAUUCUUUAAAAGACCAUUGGUUUCAACAAAGAUGUAGUUUUCUUACUUAAGUAGGGAUUAUUAUCAUGGCAACUAAGACAAACUUCUAUCGGAGAAUCUUGCCAGAAAUUUGCAUCAACUUUUCUUCUGAUGACGGGAAACUAAUUUUUAAAGAAGCUUUGGAUAAUGGGGGCAUGGAAAUCUUCUUUCACUUGGGACCACAGAUAAGAACACAAGAUGAACCUGCUUAUUGUGGUUUGUCCUCGCUGGUAAUCGUACUUAAUGGUCUAGCAGUUGAUCCAGGUCGAGUUUGGAAAGGUGUUUGGCGUUGGUACCAUGAGAGCAUGUUGGAGUGUUGUACUUCACUUGAAGACGUACAGAGGCAAGGAGUUACCAUCGAACAGCUGGCUUGUAUUGCAAAAUGUAAUCAACUUAAUGCUGAUGUUGUUUAUGUUGAUGACCAUGCAAGUAUUGACGACUUCAGAGAACUUGUAAAGCAAUCUUGUAGGGGAAGUUCUAUGGCUGUUAUUUGCUCGUUUGGGAGAAGAGAACUAGGCCAGACUGGUUCUGGACACUUUUCUCCCAUAGGCGGUUACCAUCCUGGGAAAGAUGUUGUUUUAGUUCUCGAACCUGCAAGGUUUAAAUAUCCGCCAUAUUGGCUUUCACUAGAAGCAUUAUGGAAUGCCAUGAACACAAAAGAUCCAACAAAUGGGGAUUCUCCAAGGGGGUACAUGAUAUUGGAAAAAUCCAAUUCCCAACCUACAUUACUGUUCAGAAUAUCACGGUAUUUUAAUGCUAUCAACCCAUUACAUGAAGAUGCUGCAGAUUUCUUGCAAAAAGCUGUUAAGUUCCUAAAGGAAAAGCCAGAAAAGCCAAACAAUUCUCAUCAAGUGAUAAAAGACGUGGCAGAAAAUUUACUUAAAAUAUCAGCAGAGCACAAGCUAAACCAUGAAAAAGGAAUACUUUUUAACACCUUCAAGAAAUCACAACUUGAAUCUAUGUCACCUGAACAUCAAACUGCAAUGUUUUCUCUGGUGGAAGAAAUUGAGUCAUUGGAAUUAUAUCAAUAUUUAAGGGACGCACUAACCAAUAGAUCAUGCUGUAGUGAAGCUUUGUUUGAUUUAAAAAAAGAAGAACAAGUCCUGGUGAAUGAAUGUGGCUUACCAUGUGUGUUAUGCUUGCCACAUUACAUGGUCAUCUUGCUUCACAUGCUUCCACUUUUUGGGCCAAAUUUUUCCACAGAGUUGAACCAGUUUAGUUUAACUGAAGAGGAAUUUAAAGGAUCGUAUUUAGAAGCUAUUCAAGUGUUGACUAGGGAUAACAAUGAGUCCAAUUGUUCAAAGAGUAACUGCUGCGAAGAAAAAACAAAUGGAAACACUGAAAGUAAUAAAAGAGGAAAACAUUUGCUUAAAAAUGAAAUCAAAGAACUUAGAAAGCAAAUGUUAUCAGUUCUUAAUAAAGACGCCCAAGUUUCAUGCUGUAUAUAAUACGGAUGUUUUACUGCAAAAUUUUACUCAAUAUUCAUUUCAUACUUUAUUAUUUUAUCUCGUACAACCAAGUUGCUAUAAUAUUGUUUGUAAAUUAUCCAAAUUUUAGAACUUGCUACAACUUUAAUAAAGAAUAAAUAGGAAUGUUU